Benincasa hispida (wax gourd) is the source of this 1620-nucleotide messenger RNA. RefSeq names its product Ribosomal protein L18e/L15 superfamily protein. Gene Ontology annotation, molecular function: structural constituent of ribosome. The record is from RefSeq and is a predicted model, not a curated record. Lineage: Eukaryota; Viridiplantae; Streptophyta; Magnoliopsida; Cucurbitales; Cucurbitaceae. Gene Ontology annotation, cellular component: mitochondrial large ribosomal subunit. Gene Ontology annotation, biological process: translation.
AUGGAAUAGUAAGGAACCCUGAUUCCCCCUUCACUACUUCACUCUCUCUCUUCCUAUCUUCAGCUGCACAGCCUUCUCCCAACUCAUUCCAUUUCUUCUUCUUCCGGCGGCCUUCCUGCGGCGUUUGUCGAGCAGCGCAACCCACCACCCAUCUUUGGAUAUCCUUGGCGGCACGAGCUCUAGUUCUACGGUGGCAACGCCCGGUUACAGCUGAUCCACACAACCCCGACGGCGUCUUGUUGCGCACGACGGCAGCAACCUCAACGUCUAUUUCCAGAGACGCUACUUUCCGGCGAUUUUUAGAGUUCCCAUUGCUCUUCGGCGCGAGCACCUUCCACGCACGAACAACAACUCCUCUAAGCUCGAUUCAGCGGCUUUCAGCAGCAAUCCACUUCUCAAUCAACUUCGAUUCGGUUUGCCCGUAUUCCGUAGGGGCCACAUUGGUGAUUUUCAACUCGAUCACGUUCCAGCAAAGAUUCGAGUCCUUUUGCAAUCAUUCAGUCUCUAUCCAGCACUGGCCUGAGGAACAUAGCCAACUGGUGCAGUUUAUAAUUCAAACAGGAAAAGGAAAAGGAAAUGCUACGAAGACGACUGUGUUAUUUACUAUCUAGCUCACUUGCCUCUGUUCAUACUAAACCCCCACCUACUAGUGUGAUAAACCAAGCAUUAUCACGUCCAUUCCUAGAGUUCCAGCAAAACCCUAGCCUUGAUCGUCAUGUAGGUUUCCCUCAUUCUGUAAAUAUCUUUGGUUUUCGAGCUUACAGCCUUUUGAGCUUAAAUGAUCUGAGAGACAAAGUUCCGAGGAAACAGAAGACAAGAAAGGGUCGUGGUAUUGGUUCUGGAAAGGGGAAGACGGCUGGGAGAGGUCACAAGGGCCAAAGAGCGAGAGGCUCUGGGAAGCUUGGGUUUGAAGGGGGUCAAACCCCGCUUCGUCGUAGGCUUCCUAAAAGAGGCUUUAAAAAUCCUUUCAGCCUCACAUUUCAGCCAGUUGGUUUGGGAAAAAUUGCUAAACUUAUAAAUGCCGGGAAAAUUGAUUCUUCUGAAUUAAUCACUAUGAAAACUCUCAAGGAUACAGGUGCAAUUGGAAAACAAAUAGAGGAUGGGGUAAGAUUGAUGGGACGUGGUGCUGAACAUAUUAAGUGGCCAAUUCACCUAGAGGUGUCGAGGGUCACUGUUAGAGCGAAGGAAGCUGUCGAAGCUGCCGGUGGGACUGUUCGAAGAGUGUAUUACAACAAAUUAGGAUUUCGGGCACUUCUCAAGCCUGAGUGGUUUGAAAAGAAAGGCAGACUCCUGCCACGAGCAGCGAGGCCACCACCAAAGCAGCGAGACAAAGUCGACAGCAUUGGCCGCUUGCCUGCUCCAACUAAACCCAUUCCUUUUUCAGUUGAAGACGAAGAGAGAGGAAAGGCAGCUUCCAAUUUGUCUACCUAAUCAUAGUUCGACUUUGAAUUAAGAAAUUUAACUUUUGGUUGCCUUUUUCAAAUGCAAUUUUCUCUCCCGGUCAUGAUUUUUCUUUGUACUAGUGUUCACACAUUUCUUAGGAUUAAUGGACGUUGGCCGCUCUUCACCUGAGAUUUUAAGGAUUCAGGGUGGUAAUAAAAAUCGUAUGUUAUCUUACUA